AUGAAAGGAAACGCGGAGAGAGCCCCUUGGCGGAGCCCCAGUCCCGACAACGAAGCCUUGCUUUUGAGGCAGAAGCACCAAUUGCUACACGUCCGAGAGAAAGGAGACCUGCCCCCGCAGAGGAGACAGGACCUCUAGCAGUGGAAGAGUGCCCAGCGCUUGGCCGAGGAGCUGCAGGCAGAGUAGCAGGAGGCCCCAGGCCAGCAGGUCCGAGGCCUGGAGAGGCUGUACUUAGCACAUCUGUUGGGGGAGGCGGUGGUGGGCAGACUGGCCGAGGACCAUGAACCUGACUCAGAGGGCUCGACCCAGCCAGGAGCAGCCAGGUCGCCCAGGGCCGAGAGGAAGCACACAGUGGCCGUGCGGCAAGAGAAGGGACACAGGGAAGAGCUGGUCUGACGGCAGCCCUGGUGCACCACGUCCCGGAGAAGAGCGGUGGACCAGGAGAGGCAGGGAGCCUCCAGAGCCACGGGCCUGAGUCCUCGUCCCCUGAGCCCACCAGAGAGGAGUAAAGGAAAACACGUGCCUUCAACGAAGACCGGCGGGGACCACCGUCCCAUUGACCCUGGCCUGAGCAGAGGGACAGACUUGGUCCCUGCUGCUGUAGGGGAGAGCAAAUGCCUGGAGGAGCGGGAGACCAAAACAGCCCAGGACGGCAGGAGGCAGCUGGGGAAGUGAACGGCUUGUCUUUAAGGCCCGAAAAACCACUGUUUGGAUCAGAGCCCCGAGGGCAAAGCCGACGACCUGGAACAGCUGUGGCCAGUCGGCUCGACCUGCAGAAGGGGGGCCUCACCUCUGGCAAAGCUCUGUGACAAGAGCAGGUGGUAGGGAGAGCUGGAGUUUGCCUCUGAAGAGUUGUUGUUUGAUACCAACCGGACGCUGAGAAAACACCUGAACUUGCACCUGGAUCUCAAGCCCGGGAUGGAUCAGAGCCCCAGUGAAGAACAGGGCUUUGAGGAGACGCAGGCGUGGAGAAGGGAGAGCCAGAGAAAGAGGAACGCAAGAGAUGCAGAGAUGGACAUGGUGCCCGCCGGGGAGCCCGCGAGUCCAGCGGGGGUGGACGCCCACCUGACGCCGUCCAGAACCAGCUUGAAAAAGUUACUAAGCAAGCCCAGGAACCAAAAAUCCCAUAGGAUGGCCAAGUGCGUGGUUGAGAAUGACAGUAAACCGUGGUCUCCCGAGGCAGGGACAUCUGUCGAUGAAGAGAACCUGCUCUCGUGCCGCCCCGAAUCCAGACAGGAGCCUCCCCGACCAGACGCGCUGGUGCAGGGCUCCCUUCAGCUUCACCCGCAAGAACAGGCAGACAGAGGUGGCUUGACGGCAUCAAGGCAGAAGCAGAAAAUGCAGGUGGAGCAGAGAACACCAAAGCAGCUGGACUCGCUCGAGCAAAUCAGACCCCCCAAGAUGAGCUUGGAGGCCGACCUCCAGACGGAGCUGGAAUAUGGGAGGAGGGAACAGAGGCAAGCUUCUCUGGCUCAUCGGAAGCCUGACUCCCCUCCAGACCAGGAGAAGAAAGGAGGGUAUGACCGCAGCCCCACUUCCCCCUCGGCCAGCAUCGUCCACGAUGACAGGCACAGUCAGAUGAUCCGUGACCUUCAACAGCAAAUUCUAGAGAAAAACAAGUUGCACAAGCGGUUUCUUGAAGAAGCCAGGAAAUGCUUGUGAGAGUUUCAGGGAAUAUGUUAA
Lagenorhynchus albirostris (white-beaked dolphin) is the source of this 1683-nucleotide messenger RNA. It is a transcript of the gene CEP295NL, whose product is annotated as CEP295 N-terminal like. The record is from RefSeq and is a predicted model, not a curated record. Gene Ontology annotation, cellular component: cytosol; centriole; centrosome. Gene Ontology annotation, biological process: regulation of centriole replication. Lineage: Eukaryota; Metazoa; Chordata; Mammalia; Artiodactyla; Delphinidae.